GAUUGGUUUGCUUCAUGUUUGCUUUCGAGAUUUUUAUAACCUAUGUCUGCAAUGUCUGUCUUUAAAAAUGUGUACUAUUAUUGAAAUGUAGACUGUGCAUAACUUUGAGAGAAAAAAUCAAAAUGCCACCCACUAUUCAAACAAACGAGACAGAUAAACGUCCACAACGGACGGGAGAAAGAAGGUCGGAGUUGGUAACACGAGUGAAAUACUGCAAUACUUUACCAGAUAUACCUUUCGAUUUAAAGUUUAUUACAUAUCCAUUCCCUUCAACGAGAUUUAUUCAGUAUAAUCCAACGUCUUUAGAAAAGUGUUAUCGCUAUGAAGUACUCACAGAACACGACUUAGGAGUGCACAUAGAUCUGAUAAAUCGAGAUAUAUAUCAAGGGGAUGGCAACUCACCUUUAGAUACAGCUGAUGAGAAGUUGUUGGAAGAUGAUGUUCUCACCCCUCAGGAUUCCAAGAGAUCUCGUCAUCAUGCAAAGAAUGUAUCUUGGUUGCGCCGUUCGGAAUAUAUAUCCACUGAACAAACUCGAUUUCAGCCUCAAACAAUGGAAAAAGUUGAAGCAAAAGUUGGUUACAAUGUCAAAAAGAUAUUCAGCGAGGAAACAUUAUAUAUGGAUCGUGAAAGCCAGAUCAAGGCUAUCGAGAAGACAUUUGAAGACAAUAAGAAACCUAUAGAGAAGCAUUACAGCAAACCUGGUGUUACUCCUGUGGAAGUCAUGCCAGUUUUCCCUGAUUUUGACAUGUGGAAGUACCCAUGUGCUCAAGUUAUAUUUGACACAGAUCCUGCACCAGCCGAUAAGAAUAUUGCAGGACAGAUAGAAGCCAUGUCACAGGCUAUGAUUCGAGGUGUAAUGGACGAAAGCGGAGAACAGUUUGUUGCAUACUGUUUGCCGACCGAAGAGACAAUUCAGAAACGUCGUCGUGAUAUAACUGAAAGUAUACCGUAUAUGGACGGCGACACUUAUGAGUACAAGAUGGCUAGGGAGUAUAAUUGGAAUGUUAAGAGUAAAGCAUCAAAAGGUUAUGAAGAGAACUACUUCUUGGUGGUACGCAAUCAUUGUGUAUAUUACAAUGAGUUGGAGACUCGUGUACGGUUGUCGAAGCGUAGAGCACGCGCCGGUGCCGCAGCCCAAACAUUGACUAGACUCGUGGUAACCCAUCGUCCACUCAGCGGUUCAGAACAUCGCAUGCUGCGACUAAGAGAAAAGCAACUUGAACCACCACAAGAGGAAGACGAAGAAGAGGAGGACGACGACGAGGAUGAGGAAGAUGACAAGCAAGAGCAACAGAAUGAUAAAGAAAGAUCACGUUCCCGAUCAAAAUCCGCCUCGAAAUCCCCGCAAGGUUCGGACAGGUCCAAAGCAUCAAGAUCCAGGUCCAGGUCCAAGUCGGGUUCGAGAUCGAGGUCGAGGUCAAAGUCGAGAUCGAGGUCAAAGUCGAGAUCACGAUCAAAGUCGAGAUCACGAUCAAAGUCGAGGUCGAGGUCAAGGUCUAGGUCAGAGUCGCCCGAGAGGUCACAGUCACGCUCCCGCUCUAAGUCUAAGUCCAAGUCGAGGUCGAGGAGCCGCUCCCGAUCCGGUUCUGGCUCCAGGAAAUCGAGGUCUAGAUCUGGAUCGGCGCGUUCCGGAUCAGCCAGAUCUAGGUCUGGGUCAGCGAAGUCCCGAUCCCGGUCCCGGUCGGGGUCUCGCGCAUCGUCUCGGGCUUCCUCUCGCGCAUCUUCCAAGAGUAAAGCGUCUCAAGCUAGUUCUGGCAGUGCUCGCUCUAAGGCUAGUUCAAAGGGUUCUAAAGCAAGUUCCAAAGCGAGUUCUCGAGCGUCGUCUCGUGCCAGUAAACGCUCAUCUAGGGCUUCAUCCAGAGCAUCAAGGGCUUCUUCCAAGGCUUCCGGCUCCAAAGCGUCUUCGAGAGCCAGUUCCAGAAGAAACUCUGGCUCCGGCAGUGGUUCUGAUAGAUCUAAGAGUCGAUCCCCGAGUGGGUCCAGGCAGGGUUCACGCAGUGGAUCGGCGUCGAGUGCGUCGUCUCGUAGAAGUGGAUCCGAGUGACAAGUAAUUUUGUAUUAUUAUUUAUCCAAGCCUUCAAUAAAGCAAUUGAUUACAU
Molecule: messenger RNA, 2100 nt
Organism: Diatraea saccharalis (sugarcane borer)
Lineage: Eukaryota; Metazoa; Arthropoda; Insecta; Lepidoptera; Crambidae
Source: the annotation of a GenBank genome assembly